This is a messenger RNA of Tripterygium wilfordii, 1928 nucleotides long. Its product is annotated as E3 ubiquitin-protein ligase At1g63170-like. Bases 445 to 1692 code for a protein of 415 amino acids. The record is from RefSeq and is a predicted model, not a curated record. NCBI's taxonomy places the organism in Eukaryota, Viridiplantae, Streptophyta, Magnoliopsida, Celastrales, Celastraceae. Gene Ontology annotation, molecular function: zinc ion binding. The transcript has 6 exons.
GGAAUGGGAAAUUGGGAAUACAGAAUACUCCUAUCCUCUCUGUCUCUCAGUGUGGCAAGGUAGAUACCAUGACGAGCCUAAGAGCUUCACGAUAUUGGGUUGAUGGCAGCAUCCAAUAAAGAUGACUCUUUAUCUUUCCUUUAAAGAAAGCGACGAAGCGAUUUUUCCCAAGGCGUACGACACCGUUUUAGGCUGCUUUGAUCUUCAUUUCUCAGCUCUAAACCUUUAUCGGCUCUCUUUCGCUCCCAAUCUGCCAUCCGAGGUGGAGAUCGUUAGUUUAUCCUCUUCUUGUUGUGCGGAUUAAUUUAAGGUUAUCAAUAUCACUUGACAAGUCCUUGGGGGGCAAAAGACAGUGGUUUUGACACGUGAUUUUGGUGUGUGAAGGUGUAUACUUGCGCUGUAACUCUAUGCUUUCAUCAGCUUCAGUGACGGUGGUGGAUUUAGAUGGAUGUUUCCUCCUUGGAAAUACAUUCUGAAAAUCGAACAGAUUCCUAUCCCUUAUUGAUGGACCGGGCAGAGAACCUUGAUAACAGUGAGCAUAUUGUUAUUGACAUACCAAGGACUGCUGAUAGCUCACUGUUGACCACUUCUCAGGAUAGGACUUCUAAUGUCUUGGAUACAUCACAGCAUGAAGACAGACCUUCAAGUAGUGGAAGGACACCCAUUCAUCAGCCACUAACAUCUUCGUCUAAUAAUUCAAACUCAAGAAACCCCGCAUUCAUCAGGAGAGGGGAAACUCGUCGUCGUAGGAGUCCGUUGAAUUCUGGGUUAUGGAUUUCUGUUGAACUAGCUCUUACGGUGAGCCAGAUUGUUGCAGCUGUUGUUGUUUUGUCUUUUUCAAGGCAUGAGCACCCACGGGCGCCAUUAUUUGAAUGGAUUAUUGGUUAUGCAUCCGGAUGUGUUGCUACCCUCCCUCUCCUUUAUUGGCGUUAUCGUCACCGUAAUCUGGUUUCAGGGCAAGACUCAGCACAACCUCGUCAAAGUUCCCCACAUAUGAAUGUUCCUGCUGGACCCUUUUCCCUUUCAGUGACAAGGACUUCAGAGGGGGAAGAUCAUCGGAGUGCUGUUACAUCCGCUAGAGGUGGUCAAGAUUCUGGGGUGCUGAAUGCAAGACUCAAGGUGCUGGUGGAAUACUUUAAAAUGGCUCUGGAUUGCUUCUUUGCAGUUUGGUUUGUAGUUGGCAAUGUCUGGAUUUUUGGAGGGCAUUCAUCCGCCUCCGAGGCUCCAAACUUGUACAGGUUAUGUAUAGUGUUUCUUACUAUUAGCUGUAUUGGGUAUGCCAUGCCUUUCAUCCUAUGUGCCACAAUCUGUUGCUGCCUUCCAUGCAUAAUUUCCAUUCUUGGGUUUAGAGAGGAUCUGGGACAGACCAGAGGUGCCACACCAGAAUCAAUAGAUGCUUUACCUACAUACAAGUUUAAGGUGAAGAAAAAUAGACAUGCUGAUGAUAGAGAUGGCAGCACAAGUGCUGGUGACGGUGGGGUUGUGGCAGCAGGAACAGAUAAAGAGCGCUUAAUUUCUGGAGAAGAUGCGGUUUGUUGCAUUUGUUUGGCAAAAUAUGCAAACAACGAUGAGCUGAGAGAGUUGCCGUGCUCACAUUUUUUCCACAAGGAAUGCGUGGAUAAGUGGCUGAAGAUCAACGCCUUGUGCCCACUCUGCAAGAAUGAGGUGAUGGAUGGAUAUAUGAUUGUAUAAUGCCCAUCCCUGCCAUUGUUUCAGUUCAUUUUCUUUCCUUGGGGUGAGCUGUAGCUAUGUAGAUACCACGGCUGUUGCCUUACAUGGUUCUGUAUAAGCAAGGAUUAUCUGUUAUUGGCGGCAUCGUAUGGCCAUGUGGAGUUUUAGGAACAAAACAAUGUAAAUGGAGUAAGCGAUAAUGAUUUUGUGCUGGUGAUGCCGAAUGGAAUGACUGUCAGUCUGACACAAUUUCGUUU